This is a messenger RNA of Scleropages formosus (Asian bonytongue), 3722 nucleotides long. It is a transcript of the gene ppp1caa, whose product is annotated as protein phosphatase 1, catalytic subunit, alpha isozyme a. The coding region runs from base 613 to 1611 and encodes 332 amino acids. The transcript is spliced from 7 exons. Gene Ontology annotation, molecular function: protein serine/threonine phosphatase activity. Lineage: Eukaryota; Metazoa; Chordata; Actinopteri; Osteoglossiformes; Osteoglossidae. Gene Ontology annotation, cellular component: nucleus; cytoplasm. The record is from RefSeq and is a predicted model, not a curated record.
UGGACCAUUUGAAACUGGGCGGAACGCGAAAAGGGCGGUGCUCGUUACUAAGACGGACACAUGCAUAGGCCAAUGAGCGCUCCGACCCGACCCGUCCCAUCCCGUCUCGCGUCGUCUCCCUCUGCCGUCGGCCCGAGCAGCGAGGCCUUUUUCAUCAGAAAGUUGCGAAGCGAGAUAGGAGAGCGGGCGUCGGUUAAAGGGACGUUAGGCGGAGCGCGCGGGGUCAUUAGCCACGCCACCUUCGCGUGGCGUGUGCCUCCUACCUUCUCGGUUUAGCGUUAGUAUAAGCAUUAGCAUUAGCAUUAGCUAGCUAUCUAUCGUAUCGACAGUGCGGGCGGCUGGGCGGCGCUAUCAGUAGCUAAUAGCUAACUAACGGGCACGAGCGCAGCUGAGCGAGCAGUUAGCCGGUGAAGUGUGAGACACACACAGCGCCAGCCGCACGCCGGCCUCCUUGCGCUAGUUUUUUUGUUUUUUUUUUUUUUUUGUUUAAAAUUUAUUUAGCUUCGCUUUCUUUUAUUUGCCCCGCUCUUAUUAAGUUAUAAUAAAGCCAGUGGCGGUGAGAGGAGAGGGAGAGAAGUCGAGCGGCUGCAGGAGGAGAGAACAAGCGCUAAAAUGGCGGAGUCGGACAAGCUGAACAUCGACUCCAUCAUCCAGCGGCUCCUGGAAGUAAAGGGCUCUCGGCCAGGGAAGAACGUCCAGCUGACGGAGAACGAGAUCCGCGGCCUCUGCCUCAAGUCACGGGAAAUCUUCCUGAGCCAGCCGAUACUGCUGGAGCUCGAAGCACCGCUGAAGAUCUGUGGUGAUGUUCACGGGCAGUAUUACGACCUCCUGCGGCUCUUCGAGUACGGCGGCUUCCCCCCGGAGAGCAACUACCUGUUCCUGGGCGACUACGUGGACCGGGGCAAGCAGUCACUGGAGACCAUCUGCCUGCUGCUGGCGUACAAGGUCAAAUACCCAGAGAACUUCUUCCUGCUCAGGGGCAACCACGAGUGCGCCUCCAUCAACCGCAUCUACGGCUUCUACGACGAGUGUAAGAGGCGGUACAACAUCAAGUUGUGGAAGACCUUCACCGACUGCUUCAACUGCCUGCCGGUGGCUGCUAUUGUGGACGAGAAGAUCUUCUGCUGUCACGGAGGUCUGUCCCCUGACCUGCAGUCGAUGGAGCAGGUGCGCAGGGUGAUGCGGCCCACCGACGUGCCGGACCAGGGUCUGCUGUGCGACCUGCUGUGGGCGGACCCUGACAAGGAUGUGCUGGGAUGGGGAGAGAACGACCGCGGCGUCUCCUUCACGUUCGGGGCCGACGUGGUGGCCAAGUUCCUGCACAAACACGACAUGGACCUCAUAUGCAGGGCACAUCAGGUGGUGGAGGACGGCUACGAGUUCUUUGCCAAACGGCAGCUGGUCACACUCUUCUCGGCGCCCAACUACUGCGGGGAGUUUGACAACGCUGGCGCCAUGAUGAGUGUGGACGAGACGCUCAUGUGCUCCUUCCAGAUCCUGAAGCCUGCAGACAAGAAGCUGUACUCCUAUGGCGGUGGAGCUGGCAUGGGCUCAGGCAGACCUGUGACCCCCCCUCGAAAUUCAGCCAAGGGUGGAAAAGCAAAGAAAUAGCACCUGCUUCAGGCCGACCCCGAGAGCCCUCUCUGCUUCUCUACCUCCCUCCUCCUCCAUCACCAAACAGCCGCAAAAUGAAACAGUACCCAGGGUUUAGUUUGCUCUCUUCCUCUGAGUUGUUGACAACGAUGCUCUUUUUUAAAGGUCCGAGUGAAGGUCUGAGUGCUCUGCCCCCCCCGUUUCCAGGUAACCCUUGUUUGUUUUUUAUGCCCCUCCUUUCAGUUUGCCCGUUUGCAGAAGGUACAGUCCAGAGGCAGGCUCUCCUGCCUUUACGCUUUAUGUAAGACUUCGAUCUGUUCCGCUUUAAUCUCAGUGGUGGGGGGGGGUGUACGCGCUUGCGUCGGGGUAGAUCCGGUGUCUGACGGCAGGGUUUCACGUGAACGUUAGUCAGUAUUAGUGUGCGGUGGAAGACAGAGGGGUUUCAAUACAUAGAAGAGGGUGGAUGUGCUCACACUGAUGUUAGGCGUUGUAUUGUUUUACACACUUUGCUUGCUUUGACGAGCUUUUUAAUUUUAUUUUUUUAAGUCCUUUAAUCCAUCACAGCUGGAUCAUAAAUAAAGAAAACAACCGAAAAUGGGAGGUGCAGGUGGUUUGCUUUUCUCAAGGUGUGCACUACAUCCCACCAGCGCUGGUCUCCCGCGUGUUCGCACCGAGGUUCCCGCCACCGUCCGCAACCGCUUUCCCUCCAACUCUUUGAUUGUCGCCCUGCGCUGCUGCUUUCCUUUCGAAGCUCUGGAGAGGAUGGCCGCUCCGCAUCGUGUCUGUAAAUAGCCCGUCUCCCUUCCCUUUCGUUUCCACGUAGAGGACCGCACUCAAUCUCCUUCCCGUCCGUUCAGAGCAAACGCUUCACACUCGUCUGUCGCGCUGCGUGGAAUCCCGUUGCGCACACUGCACAGGUGAAAGAGAGCUCUUGACUAGUGUCGUGUGCAUGAAGAGCCGCGUGACAGUGCCGUAUUGGAUCGAGGCGAGUUGCCCCAUUUGAGGCUGCUGUUUGAAAGCUCAUCGUACUUAACUGCAAUUUCAUGUAGCUGUUAUUGGUGUCAUCAAAGUGACGACUUGAUUCGCUUCAGAUUGUUUUUGUCCUUGCAGAGUUUAGGGCUUCAAAAUAUCUUUUAUCAUCACUCGGACUUUUUAAAGUAUUUUAUCUUCUUUUCGACCAAAAGUUAUCUUGGAGCAAUAGCCUUGUAUCUUAUAAUACUUAUUGUUGUGAGGUGAUUUCUUUAUGUGAAUUUCUGCAGGGUUCACUUUUGAACAGCUUUGCCGCUGUGUGAAGAACCCAGUGUUUCCUGUACGAGAAGCAUGGUAAAGGCCUGGUGAAAGCAAUGGUGAGAGGGCAGGUGGCCAAAGGGAGCUCUCUGUGUGCGGGAGAAGCCGUUUAGGUGCCCCGCAGUCAUGGCUGAAACUGACGGUAUGUGUACGCAAGCGUGUUUCUGUGGAAACCUGCACACGGUGACUCGUAGGAGUUGAGCCAUCUCGAAAAAAGGGCCUGAAAGGUAUUGACGAUGCUGGUUUUUUUUUUUUUUUUUUUAGGUAUGAGACAAUAUAACAGUGACAGACGGAGGAUGUGUGAUGUAACACGUCUUUUUUUUUUUCUCUAAACAUGAGAUUAAUGGGAAGAAAUAAUUAGUACAGACAAUCUAUGAUGAACAUUAUUACAUUUGAGGCAAGCCAUUUGCAUAGGAAACCUAUGGGACGGGUAAUACUGUAAUAAUACUGUAGUAAUACUGUACUUGGGCAGCUGAGUGGUAAGUCAUAUGCCUUCAGUUGCUCAACGCCUCCAUCUCUCUCGCUCCACGGUGGUCCAAUAAACAGUGAGGAUGAUCCUGGUUUUUAUUCCGUACCUUUGGUAAAGGUCGACACCACAGGGAUGCUGAUGCAGGUGAUGGAGUUUCUACAUGUUUCUUUGAACCAGUCAGGGACCUUUCUUCCCCACCACCCUGGUGCUGGGUGGGGCACAAAUGUUUAAAUAAAACUGAUGAAUGAAUCCAGUGGUUCAAAGGUAUAAUGAAAAUGAAAAAAUGCUAUUUUUUAUUUUGUAUGUAAUUUGUUUUCCAACCAAUCACAGAUCUUGUCUCUGUUACCAGUAGAAAAUAAAAAGUGUAUUUGUA